Molecule: messenger RNA, 2334 nt
Organism: Cricetulus griseus (Chinese hamster)
Lineage: Eukaryota; Metazoa; Chordata; Mammalia; Rodentia; Cricetidae
Source: RefSeq, a predicted model, not a curated record
AUGAAUGCUAAUAAAGAUGAGAAGCCAAGGUCAAGAAGUCAAGAUCUUCACCUUCUUCAUGUUUGGAUGAUGCUAAUCAUGUCUGUGCUGUUUCUUCCCGUCACUGAAACAUCUAAACAAAAUAUUCCAAGGCUGAAGCUAACCUACAAAGACUUGCUGCUUUCAAACAGCUGCAUUCCAUUUUUGGGUUCAUCGGAAGGACUGGAUUUCCAGACUCUUCUUUUAGAUGAGGAGAGGGGCAGGCUGCUCCUAGGAGCCAAGGACCAUGUCUUCCUGCUCAGUCUGGUCGACUUAAACAAAAACUUUAAGAAGAUUUAUUGGCCUGCUGCUAAGGAAAGAGUGGAACUGUGUAAAUUAGCUGGAAAAGAUGCCAAUACAGAAUGUGCAAAUUUCAUCCGAGUUCUUCAACCCUAUAAUAAGACUCAUGCUUAUGUGUGUGGAACUGGAGCAUUUCAUCCACUAUGUGGAUAUAUUGAUCUUGGAGUCAACAAGGAGGAACUCAUAUUUAAACUAGACAUGCACAGCUUGGAGUCUGGCAGGCUGAAAUGUCCCUUUGAUCCUCAGCAGCCUUUUGCUUCAGUAAUGACAGAUGAGUACCUCUACUCUGGAACAGCUUCUGAUUUCCUUGGCAAAGACACUGCCUUCACCAGAUCCCUUGGGCUGACACAUGACCACCAUUACAUCAGAACUGACAUUUCUGAACACUACUGGCUCAACGGAGCAAAAUUUAUUGGAACAUUCCCUAUUCCAGACACCUAUAAUCCAGAUGAUGAUAAAAUAUAUUUCUUCUUUCGGGAAUCAUCCCAAGAAGGCAGUACAUCAGACAGAAGCAUUCUUUCAAGAGUUGGGAGAGUGUGUAAGAAUGAUGUGGGUGGGCAACGAAGUCUGAUAAACAAAUGGACCACUUUUCUUAAAGCCAGACUGAUUUGCUCAAUUCCUGGAAGCGAUGGAGCAGAUACUCAUUUUGAUGAACUCCAAGACAUUUAUUUACUCCCUACGAGAGAUGAAAGAAAUCCCGUAGUAUAUGGAGUCUUUACCACAACCAGCUCCAUCUUCAAAGGCUCCGCUGUCUGUGUGUACAGCAUGGCUGACAUCAGAGCAGUUUUUAAUGGCCCAUAUGCUCACAAGGAAAGUGCAGACCAUCGUUGGGUCCAGUAUGAUGGAAGGAUACCUUAUCCCCGACCCGGGACGUGUCCAAGCAGAACCUAUGAUCCGAUGAUUAAAUCCACCCGAGACUUUCCUGAUGAUGUCAUCAGUUUCAUUCGGCGGCAUCCGGUGAUGUAUAAGUCGGUGUACCCAGUGGCAGGAGCACCAACCUUCAAGAGAAUCAAUGUGGACUACAGACUGACACAGAUAGCGGUGGAUCACGUGGUCGCUGAAGACGGACAGUAUGAUGUCAUGUUUCUCGGAACAGACAUUGGAACGGUGCUCAAAGUUGUCAGCAUUUCCAAGGAAAAGUGGAAUAUGGAAGAGGUAGUACUAGAGGAGCUCCAGGUGUUCAAGCACCCAACAGCCAUAUUGAACAUGGAGUUGUCACUGAAGCAGCAACAGUUAUAUGUUGGCUCCUGGGAUGGACUGGUUCAGCUCUCCUUGCACAGAUGUGACACUUAUGGGAAAGCGUGUGCGGAUUGUUGUCUUGCCAGAGACCCCUACUGUGCUUGGGAUGGAAAUGCUUGCUCAAGAUAUGCACCCACUUCCAAAAGGCGAGCUAGACGCCAGGAUGUAAAGUAUGGGGACCCAAUCACUCAGUGCUGGGACAUAGAAGAUAGCAUUAGUCAUGAAACAGCUGAUGAAAAGGUGAUUUUUGGAAUUGAAUUUAAUUCCACUUUUCUAGAAUGUAUACCUAAAUCCCAGCAAGCCUCUGUUAAGUGGUACAUACAGCGGUCAGGUGAUGAGCACCGUGAGGAGUUGAAACCCGAUGAAAGGAUCAUCAAAACAGACUAUGGGCUACUGAUUCGAAGUCUGCAGAAGAAGGACUCUGGGAUGUAUUACUGCAAAGCACAGGAGCACACUUUCAUCCACACCGUAGUAAAGCUGACUUUGAAUGUCAUUGAGAAUGAACAGAUGGAAAAUACCCAAAGGGCAGAGCACCAGGAGGGGCAGGUCAAGGAUCUAUUGGCUGAGUCACGGUUGAGAUACAAAGACUACAUCCAAAUCCUUAGCAGCCCAAACUUCAGCCUGGACCAGUACUGUGAACAGAUGUGGUACAGGGAGAAGCGGAGACAGCGCAACAAGGGCGGCCCAAAGUGGAAGCACAUGCAGGAAAUAAAGAAGAAACGAAAUCGACGGCAUCACAGAGACCUGGAUGAGCUCCACAGAGCUGUAGCUACAUAG